UGCUGCAGAACACACCUCAUCUCCAUUUUAACUGGAGGGAGAGAGCGAGAGAGAUUCAGUCCGAGCCAAUUUACUCUUCAUCUCUAGUGACGGAGAGAGGAGAGCUAGGGAAGAGAUAUAUCAGGAAUCUGAAGAGAUCCACCAACGUGAGACUGAGAGGGAGAAGAGGAAUGUGAAGCAGUUGCAAAGAAAGCAAAUGAAGAAAUGACAGAGAGAUGUAGUCGGUGCUUCAGUUGCGCGAGCCACUACGCUGGAAGUCCUCCACCUGUGGCCAUGAUGUGAGAUCGAUAAUGUGAAAACGAAGGCCGUCUUCGAGCUUCAGUCAUUGUGCAGCCCCAGAUGCUCUACUGCUGAAAUCAAAAUUAAACGUCAAAACACUCGCAUGGGUCCUUGACUACAAAUAGGAACAUAAACACUUCAGUUGUUUUAGUUGUGUUGUGGCUGCUAUAGAAGGCUGUUAACAAUAUAAUUGCUAUCUGUUCACAUUUUAUGAAUAGUGACAAUGAACCAUCUGGCCCUUUUUGCAGACACACCUUAAAACUGUUAAUUGCACAACUUCUCAUCCAUUUGUGGUCCAAAUGACUCGUCUCACAUCCCCAUAAAAAACUCUUUCUCACUUUGUCUGAAUCAGCUGCUGUGACCGGCGAGGAUUAUGAGGCCGACUUUAGUGUUUCUACAUUUGCACUGUCUCCUGCUUGUGUUUGUUGGUGUGUGUGUCCCCAUUGCUGUGGGCUCGCUACCUCACGCAUUACCAUGGCACGUCUCCUGCCCGGUGCGGUGUGUGUGUCAGAUCAAGCCGUGGUUCUCCCCUGACUCUGUCUACCAUGAAGCUCCCACUGUGGACUGCAACGAUCUGCUCUUGACCAAGCUCCCCUUACCCCUACCCCCGAACACACACACCCUGCGCCUGCAGAGUAACCUUCUGUCGGAGCUUGACACCGCGGUGCUGCAUGGACUGACCAAUCUCACCGACCUCGACCUUUCCCAGAACCGUUUCAGCCAUGUCAGGACAAUAAGUCAGAACACCUCCCUGUCCUCUCUACUAUCUCUACACAUGGAGGAAAACCAUCUCAGUCACCUCCCUGAGGCCUCCUUCUCCUCUCUGACAGCUUUGCAGGAACUGUUCCUCAGCCACAACAACUUACACGUGAUAGCACCUGGAGCCUUCACUGAUCUCACCUCCCUACUGCGUCUACAUCUCAACAACAACAGGCUCACCACUGUUGACCCUCGCUGGUUCAGGGCUUUGCCCAACUUAGAAGUUCUCAUGCUUGGUGGAAACCCUGUGGAGGCACUUCCAGAAAGGGGCUUCCUGGCCCUGAAAUCCCUCCGAAGUCUUGUCCUUGGUGGUAUGGGGCUGAGAGGAUUGGCUGAAAACGCACUGGAAGGGUUGGAGGGCCUAGAGAGCCUCUCCUUCUAUGACAACCUGCUGACAAAGGUCCCCACUAAGGCCCUAAUAAAAGUGCCAGGACUGAAGUUCCUUGACCUCAACAAGAACCGCAUUAAACUCGUUGAGACAGGAGACUUCCGAGACAUGGUAGAUCUGAAAGAGCUCGGCUUGAACAACAUGGAGGAGCUGGUGUCCAUUGAAAGAGCCGCCCUGGAGAAUCUUCCAGAGCUCACCAAACUGGAGAUCACCAACAACCCACGACUGUCCUUCAUUCAUCCGCAGGCGUUUCUCCGGCUGAACAGGCUUGAGAGUCUAAUGCUCAACUCCAACUCCCUGAGCGCACUUCACCAGCACAUCAUGCUCUCCCUGCCGAGUCUUCAGGAGGUCAGCUUACACUCCAACCCACUGCGAUGCGACUGCCUGUUUCACUGGGCCGCUGAGGACGCCUCUCACACUCACAUUGAAGACAGACAGACAGAGAAGCAUACACCUCGGAUGGUGCGUUUCAUCCAACCGCUGGCCACGCUGUGCUCUGAGCCCCCAGAGCUGAGAUCUCGCAGGGUGAGAGAUGUGUCCUCCAGGGAGAUGUCGGCCUCGUGCCUCCCCAUGAUCCCAACCAACUCUCUCCCUUCCUACAUUGGGGUAAGAGAAGGAGGAAAACUUGUGUUGCACUGCCGAGCUCUUGCAGAUCCACAACCUGAACUGUACUGGGUGAUGCCCUCUGGACUGAGACUUGGUCAUGCACCGAGCCAGGCCUCCAAGGGUUUACCAAUUCCUGCUCCCUGCCACAGCCUGACCGCCUCUGAGGGGUUCAACAACACAUCCAGCUUUUCUCCUGGUCAGCCUCAGGAUAAUACUGCCUGCAAUCCCUCUCAACACUACCGGCUGCUGCCUGAGGGAACUCUGGAAAUGAACAAGGUCACCCAAAGCGAGGCAGGUUUGUAUACCUGUAUAGCUGAGAAUGCACUGGGAGCAGAUACACACACUGUUACUGUGGGUGUGCAUGGAAGGGUAAAGAAAAGAAAGAGGGGGAAUGCUGCUAAAAUGAAGGGAUAUCAGUUGAGAGUGGAUGCCAGUUUGGAAGUGAGAGAUGUCGGACAACACUAUGCCAUCCUGUCCUGGCAGAGUGGGCGAAACCUUCCUUCAACUCGUCUAUCCUGGCAAGCCAUAUCCUCAAACGCACACACGCCUACAUACACCACACGCAUCCUGGCUGGUACACAGAGCUUCAACCUAACCCACCUUCAGGCGGAGACAUUUUACAGAGUGUGUCUGCAUUUAGGGAUCAGUGAGGGUGCAAAGCGUGCCAGCAGGAGAUCAAGAGAGAGCAGAAAGUCUCAGUGUGUUUCUUUCAGGACGAAGGAUGUCCCAGAGCCUCAGCCCAGCCUGCAGCUAAGCCCAGAGCUGACCUCCACCGCAGUCACACUACUGCUCCUCGCACUCAUACUGCUGCUGCUGGCAGGCCAGGGAGGGGACAAUGAGCCUGGCGAGGGGGCAGGAAAGCACAACAGUACCAUCCUCAAGGAAGUCAAAAGUCCUAAAGUUCUGAUCAUCAAUCAUACAGACGGAAGCACUGCACAUUAGCCGAAACAGAGUGAGGAACUGCUGUUGCAUCAUGACUGCUGAGAUAGUUAUGUUUGUGCUUAUCAAAUACAGACAAAAACACUGAUAUACUCACACACACAUAGAUAAUGUCAAAUAUUACCUUGUAAAUCGCAGCUUAAAGAGAGGAGUCAUGAAUUCAUUAAUUGAUGUAGAAAGAGAUUUGUAUUUAUUUUAUAUACCAUAUAAAAUAUAUAUUGACAUUAUUUCUGUGUAAAGUUGUAUUGUAAAUGCCCAAACCCUAACCAGGGAAAUACAAGUGGACAAUCCGAGUGCUGCAGCACAGUGAGGGAUCUAAGGAGGAACAAAUGACUGAGCUGUCGAUGGACUGAAAUGAAAGAUGACAUUAUGUAAGCCAGUGACGGAUAUUUGCAGAGGUGAGCAGUCCAAAUCUCCAGAGUGUCCGUCUUGUUUCCUGUCUACAUGUCCACAGAAUCAACCAUUCUCUCUCUGAGCAGAUGAAACUGUCUUGAGACAUAAACUGAAAGAAAUCCCUAAUUGAUAUAAACAUCCUUUUUUUCUUAGCUUUCACUACCUUAAACUGGGUUGUCAUGUGGAUUACAUUAUACAGUAAACUCAUCCUGACUUCCUCCCGAACUCCCCGUAUCUUCUUUCAGCAUUUAAGUGGUCUAAAAGUGAUUGUGUUAAACUCUAUUUUGAGCUAUUAUACAAUAAAAUCUUUUUAAUUUACACAAUUUUACUGUCUAUUUAAGUUCUUCUUGUCUCAAACAUGGUGUGAAUAUAGCAUGACAGAUGAGAGACCUUAAACUCUAUACGUACAAUUAAAAGCAUAUUAGGGAUUCACCUGCAGUUGCUUAUCUGUAUGCAGCUGGCAUUACUCCACUGUAGGAGUAUGAUAAUAUCUCAGGAUAUCUGACACCUAUACAGUAAACACAAGACACUGUGUGUCCCCUGCUGGACAAUAUCUGAAACUGAGAAAUUCUAACUAAAGACAUGCAGUAAAUCAACUCAAGUAAAAAUCUCACAUAGAGGGUUUUUCUGUAUGAAAUUCUCAUUGUGUGUACUCACAAACAAUGCUUCUUUCCCGAGCUGUGGCACAUGGAAUAUCGAUCUAAAAUAAAACAUUGAUUUCUCUAACCAAGACACAUAUAUAAAUUCAGCUGGAGUUGAUUUACAAAAUUGUGUUGGAUAUUAUAUUGUGCUGUAGGUUUGAUAUCCUUUUAACCAACGAUAAAAAUGAUGGCCUAAUUAGAGCUUUUGUGUAUCAAAGGUGUGAAAUUGAUGUAAUUGUUGGUGAAUUUGUUUUUAAGCU
Notothenia coriiceps (black rockcod) is the source of this 4265-nucleotide messenger RNA. RefSeq names its product leucine-rich repeat neuronal protein 2-like. The coding region runs from base 653 to 2974 and encodes 773 amino acids. NCBI's taxonomy places the organism in Eukaryota, Metazoa, Chordata, Actinopteri, Perciformes, Nototheniidae. Gene Ontology annotation, cellular component: plasma membrane. The record is from RefSeq and is a predicted model, not a curated record. Gene Ontology annotation, molecular function: protein binding. The transcript has 2 exons.